This is a messenger RNA of Saprolegnia parasitica CBS 223.65, 1055 nucleotides long. RefSeq lists its product as hypothetical. Bases 27 to 1037 code for a protein of 336 amino acids. NCBI's taxonomy places the organism in Eukaryota, Oomycota, Saprolegniomycetes, Saprolegniales, Saprolegniaceae. The record is from RefSeq and is a predicted model, not a curated record. The transcript has a single exon.
GCGUCUCCCAUACACCGAGAGGACGAAUGCUUCGCAAGCUGGCCCUCAUCUCUGCUGUCAUGGCGGUCCUCGCGCCGCCAGCCUUGGCCGUCGGGUGCUUGGAAGACUUGUACAUCUGCCCCAAUGGCCAGGGCGUUGGGCGUGACCCUGCCAACAACUGCAAGUUCUUUCCAUGCCGAGACGCCGAGGCCCGCCCGCAUACCCCUGCCCCCGUCAUCGCGCCGACUGCAACACCCGUGCCCGUUGCGGCGCCACUGCCAAGUGCUGUCGGUACCUCUGCAGCGCCGACGUCAGCUCCCAGCAACAUGACAGUGCACAAGGGCAUUCGCGCAGGUGUCGAUCACGGUUCCAACUGGACCGCCAUCGACGCGUCGAUGCCGCACGCGCUAUCGCAGCUGCUGAAUGCGUCCUUCGACAAUUACCACAAUGCCUGUGCCCCGCUCAACGUCACGGUGACGGCAGCAGAGAAGGCGCCUGCCAACGACUCCACAGCGCUUUACCACUUGGCGAUGGACGUCAAUUGCUCCGGCACAGAUCACGUCUUCGUACUCGAAGUGACGCAAGAUGCCGAGGGCCUCUACUUGAGCCAGUGCGGUCACCGCGAGAAUGGUACGACGCGCAACUGGCUGACGAUCGAGAAUCAAGUGACCAAGUGCCAGACGCCGGCCCAGCGCUCGACCUUCUUGAACCAGCCCUUCAACCACGUGACGCACGACGCCGCCGAGACGUCGCUCAUGCAAAACAUGCAGGCAUUCCUCAAGGCGCCCAACGUUCCCGUGCUUGGUGCCGCAGUCAUCGCUGUUAUUGCGGUGCUUGCGUUCGCUGUGUUUGUCGUCCACCGAACCCGCCGUCGCGAAACCAAUGACCGAUCUGUUCUUGCAGAGGUCGAAGAAGCUCAUGAAGAGCACAAGCGCAAGGCUGCUGCUGACGAAGACGCGCCAGCGCCGACGACAAACCCGCUUGAAAGCACGACUGCUGCGCCUCGCAAAGCCAGCGACGACCUCGAAGACGGCGUCCUGUCGUCCGUAAAGCUCUGAACAUUGCUCGGCGUUUGU